AUGAGCAAACGAACAAGAGAAGUAUUCGAUCCAUCAAACUGUAAUCAAUCAUCACCCGAAACAAAAAAGCUGAAGGAAGAUAUUCCACUUUUCUAUGCCGAUAUUUUGUGUGAAAUAUUUUCUUUUCAUGAUUUUAAUUUUCUAGUGUUGAAUUGUGCACUCGUUUCCAAACAGUGGUUGACUGUUAUUUUGGAAAGAAUGAAACUUUCAUUAAUUUGUAAAAGUGAUUGUAUCAAGAAAAUGGAGGGAAGAUUUUUACAAAAUAUUUACAAAUUAAAAGUUGCAAGGUCUUCCAUUAAUAAUGAAAAAGUUUAUAAGAAACUGUCUUAUUCCAUUAAGAAUUUGAAAGGAUUAACAAUGCUAGAUAUUAGUAAUCAUGAUAUAUGUGAUCAGGGAGCUAAAUCCAUAUGUGAAAUGAAACAACUGAGAGUGCUUAAAAUUGCAUAUAACAGAAUUAAUGAUUUUGGAGCUGAAUAUAUUAGUACAAUGAAACAAUUAACCAGUCUCAAUAUUUCUGGAAAUAAUAUUCGUGACAAGGGAUCAAAAUAUAUUUCUGAAUUGGAUCAAUUAACAAAACUCAAUGUUUGUAUCAAUAAGAUUGGUAAUCAAGGAGUGGUACAUCUUAGUGGUAUGAAACAAUUGACCAAUCUCAAUAUUUCUGCAAAUAUAUUUGAUGAUGACGGAGUGAAACUCGUUAGUGAAAUGAAACAAUUGACUGUUCUAAAUAUCGGUGCCAAUAAUUUUGGUGAAUGGAAUGGAAUACAUUUGUGGAAUGAAACAGUUGACCAAACUUUCGUGUUUCACGAAUGA
Naegleria gruberi is the source of this 810-nucleotide messenger RNA. RefSeq lists its product as uncharacterized. The record is from RefSeq and is a predicted model, not a curated record. The coding region runs from base 1 to 810 and encodes 269 amino acids. Gene Ontology annotation, molecular function: protein binding. The transcript has a single exon. Lineage: Eukaryota; Heterolobosea; Eutetramitea; Acrasida; Naegleriidae.